AUGUUGCUCCCGGCUGUCCCGGAUGAAUGGGCAGCAGAAGCAUUCACCAAAGGGCUGAAUCCGAGAAGUUCAGACGCCUCCCAGAAGUUAAAGGAAAGCUUGCUUGAAUUUCAAGCAACGGCUUGGGCGGAUGUCCACAACCAUGUUGUAGAUUUGGUGCCAGCCAUGAGAAACAUCAAAGAGGCACGGUUCCCGAGACUGAUAAGAUCUGAUCCCAUCCAUAGAGAUCCCAACUUGUGGUAUGAAUACCAUGGGACAAAUGGCCACCGGAAAGGGGACUGCCAACACCUUCGGAAAGAAGUGGCAACGCUAUUGAAAAAUGGUCACCUGAGAGAGUUCUUAAGAGACCGAGCUAAGAACAAUUAUGGUCGUAACAGAGACAACGCAGAACCUUCAAAAUCAGGAGAAGAACCCCCACGCCAAACAAUUAAUAUGAUCUUUGGAGGAAAUAAGAUUAACGGGGUCACCUUCUCGGCAGCAAAGAAGACUAAAGUAUCAAUAACUCAUAGUAAAAGGCUUUGGGACGACGAUAUCACUUUUACGGAAGAGGACGCAGACAGAUUAUUGUUACCACACAAUGAUGCAUUGGUAAUUUUUGUAAAUGUGUUAGAUUUUAAGAUUAAAUGUGUUCUAGUGGAUCCAGGAAGUUCGGCUAAUAUCAUACAACGGAGAGUAUUAGAGCAAGCUAAACUCACUGGAAGCAUUAUUCCGGCCACAAAGCUCCUAGCCAGAUUCAUCCUCGCAAGCGUGACGACCCGAGGAGAGAUUUUAUUGCUCACGAACACUGAAGGGGUAAUGAAAACAACCCCUUUCGAGGUAGCAGAUGGCGACCUGGGAUACAAUAUCAUCCUGGGAAGGCCAUGGUUAUACGAGAUGGAAGUUGUGCCCUCAACGUAUCACCUAUUGUUGAAGUUUCCAAUGCCCAAAGGAAUCAAGAGAGAUGAAUGCAUUUUCGGUCUCCAGUAG
Nicotiana attenuata is the source of this 966-nucleotide messenger RNA. RefSeq lists its product as uncharacterized. The record is from RefSeq and is a predicted model, not a curated record. Lineage: Eukaryota; Viridiplantae; Streptophyta; Magnoliopsida; Solanales; Solanaceae. Bases 1 to 966 code for a protein of 321 amino acids. The transcript is spliced from 2 exons.